AUGGGUAGCAACCUGUUCGUGAUCGAUGACUGGAGGCGGGAGUUGACCGCCGAGGAUCAUGUGCAGCGGCAGCACCUCGCCAAAACCUCGUUGCAGCGGAAUUUCCGUGGCGAUGCCCAACGACGUGUGACGUCGUCGUCCGCGUCGUCCAGCAUGGCAGUGGUGGACUGUUGCUGGGCGCGCGGCCACCGCGCCGGCGGAGCAGCGCCCGCCCUCUCGACGGCGCUUUCGACGUAUCUUUUUUGCGCCCUCUCUGGCGGUGCCCUGUGCAUCCUCAACACCACAAACUUCAUGAAGAUGUACCUCUUUGACGGCGACUCGUCGCGACGAAAUCGCAGCGACGACCACGCGCAGAGGAGGGAUGCCUCGCGACAGCACGAUUCCCGGCGAGAAAGGCUGGCGGCCAUCGACUCUGUCCUCCUCCCGCAGCGGGGGAAAAAGGAGCCAGCGGCGUCUGGCACGACACCGGAGGGAGAUGAGUUUUCGUUGCUUGUGUGUGCCGCAGCGGAGGGCUGGCUGUGCCUCUUCACCGUCGAACCCGACGCGUCCAGUCACACGCGCUCUGCCGGCGUCCGGACGGGGGCGGUGCACAAGGCUGUAGAGCUGCCCUCCGACGACGCCGGUUCUGGCAAGGGAACGUGGGAAAAGGCGUACGUCCGCUUCAGCCCAAAGGGGAGGCGAGUUGUCGCCGUGGUUUCCGCGCGGGUCCCGUGCAGUAAAGCCGCCACGGCGCCGAGCAGCUUUGCUCUCGCAGGCGAGAGUGUCGAGUACGUGACGCUGUUUUGCGUGCUGAAGUGGCAGGAGGGUGAGGCACUGGAGACGUACGCCGUGGAGAGCUCCUGGACGAGCGUGCGGGCCCCGAGUCGUAGCGCCUCGGCGGGGCUAAAACACGUCGGCUGGUGGGAUGACGAGGAUAGUACUCUGCUAACGGCGUGGUCGGACGGCACAGUGUCGCUCCUCGAUGCCAAGCUCGAAACCGUGGCGCACACCUCCAUCUUCUCCACCCCGGCGGAGGAAGUGGCCGGGCGGGUGUCGAUGGUCGCGGCCGCCGCCCCAGGCGCCCAGAGCAAAGGGAGUAGUGGGCGCGUCUUCGCAGCGCAGCAGGCGGGUCUUCUAGCCAUGGUCCUGGACGGAAACAUCGUCAUGGUCUUUACUGUUCAUGACCCACAGCAGCACUGCGGGGCCGCGGAUGAGGAGGGGCCACUGCUGAAAGUCGCGAGGCUCGAGACAACGAAGGGCCGUACAGAGACGGGAGGGGAGUUUACGCUGCGCCCGGGGCAUCACACGUACUGCAGCGAGGACAUCCCUGUAGCCGAUCUUGCACUGUUCGACAAUUUUAUUCCUUAUACUUUGGCUGUGCUUCUGCAGAGUGGCGCGCUCCUUGCUCUCGACACGGUCACUAUGGAACUCCUUUAUCAUCGCCCGCUCCAGCGACUUUUUCCCCCGAGAGGAGGGAGGGCUGUUCAGCAGACGGGCGAUAAACACCAAGCCGCAGUGGCGGGAGACGGCAAGGCCUCCCGCAGCAGCACCAGCAGCGGUCGUGGUACCGACAGUGCCAACUACUUUAUUAGACCGAAGGAGAGGCCAAUGGCAAUGUGUGUCGUCGAGCACAACACUGUUGUGUUUCUGCGUCCCUCUUGA
Messenger RNA from Trypanosoma conorhini, 1641 nucleotides. RefSeq lists its product as uncharacterized. Lineage: Eukaryota; Euglenozoa; Kinetoplastea; Trypanosomatida; Trypanosomatidae. The record is from RefSeq and is a predicted model, not a curated record. The coding region runs from base 1 to 1641 and encodes 546 amino acids. The transcript has a single exon.